AUGAUCAUAGCAGUGGUGGGGUGCACGCACGGAGAGCUGAAUUUCAUUUACGCGACGAUAGAAAAGCUGGAAAAGGACAAUAACUUCAAAGUGGACCUACUGAUCUGUUGUGGAGACUUCGAAUGUGUACGUUACGGAGUGGAUAACGAUUGUCUCAACGUCCCAAAUAAAUACAAGAAGGAAGAAAAUGAUUUCAGGGAUUACUUCACAGGAAAAAAGAAAGCAAAAGUAUUGACCAUAUUUAUUGGAGGAAAUCACGAAGCGGUCAACGUACUCAAGCAACUCUACUACGGAGGAUGGGUAGCACCAAACAUAUAUUUCCUUGGAUAUUCAAAUGUACAUAAUAUCAAUGACUUCCGAAUAUGCAGUCUUAGUGGUAUCUACAAAAAAUAUAAUUUUUACAAGAAGUACAAUGAGCAUUAUCCAUAUGAUGAGAUCAGCAAGGUGAGUUCGUAUCACAUUAGAAAAUAUGAAAUUGAGAAAUUAAAAUUGGUGAAGGAGAAAAUAGAUAUAGUUGUAACACACGAUUGGCCAAAUAAUAUUGAAAAACAUGGAGAUGUUAAUGACCUUGUUAGGAGGAAAUUUCAUUUUCAAUCAGAUAUAUAUAAUAAUACACUUGGAAAUCCACACACGGAAUUUUUACUAAAUAAAUUAAAACCCUAUUUCUGGUUUUCUUCUCAUUUACACGUAAAAUAUUCUGCCAUUUUUUUACACAAUAAAGCGGAACCCAGGAAACACUUCAUUCAAAUUUUGAAUAUUGAGAAAAGGAACAAUAUUCCAUAUCUAUCGUUUGAUCAUUUGCCCAAGUCUUCUGCGAAUGACCCGGAUGGGAAGAGCCAUUUUUUUAAUGAGGACUAUGAGGAGUUGCUGCAGCAUGUGGAGGAUGUGCAGCGCAGGGACGCUGAGGAGGGUGGCAAGGGGCACAGCGGGAGCAAGGGACAGCCAAAGGGUGGUCGGGGGGGAGAAGCGGAGACGGGGCGAGCACCGGGGGAAGCGGCCCCUACGGAGAACACUCAGGAGAACACCACUCGGGAGGACAACACUCGGGAGAACACCACUCAGGAGAGCACCACUCGGGAGAGCACCACUCGGGAAAACACCACCCAGGAGAACACCACUCAGGAGGACAACACUCAAGAGACCGCCCCUCAGGAGACCGCCCCGCAGGAGGGCGCCACUGCAGAGCGCAAGCAGCUGUACAUAUGCUACGACGAGGAGUGGCUAGCCAUUUUGAAGGCCAACCACCACCUCGUCUCGGAAGGCUGCGACAAGGAUUACAAUUUGGAGAAGCUCAAAUACCCCUCCAAGGAGGACUUUGAGUAUAUCCGGGACAAGCUGAAAAAGCUGGAAAAAAUAUCAAUCAAGGGCAAGGACUAUUAUUUGGUUCACGGUCACAACAACCCCAGUUAUAAGCACCUGUGGGAGCAGAGGCAGCUCUUUCUGAGUCGCUUCGAUUUCGAGGAGCUCAGAAUGUACGACGAUUUCGAGCGUUUGUUUUUCGCGGAGGAGGUGCGCAAGAUGGACGCCGGGUUGCCACUGGACCCCCCCAAAGUGGAGGAAGAUGAGGAGGAUGGGGAAGACGAUGAACCGGAAGAACCAGGACAGAAUAACCAAAUCGAUGAACUCGGUGGGGGCAGCCACAACGGGGACAAUGCCCCCCAUUCGGGGAACAAGCCCAACGUAGAAGAUACCAGUGAGACCAACGAAAUUUCCCUUAGUAUCGACUGCUGA
Molecule: messenger RNA, 1731 nt
Organism: Plasmodium cynomolgi strain B
Lineage: Eukaryota; Apicomplexa; Aconoidasida; Haemosporida; Plasmodiidae
Product: Ser/Thr protein phosphatase family protein
Exons: 2
Coding region: 1-1731 (576 amino acids)
Biological process (GO): mRNA splicing, via spliceosome
Cellular component (GO): nucleus
Molecular function (GO): RNA lariat debranching enzyme activity
Source: RefSeq, a predicted model, not a curated record